Messenger RNA from Arvicanthis niloticus (Nile rat), 1030 nucleotides. The record is from RefSeq and is a predicted model, not a curated record. NCBI's taxonomy places the organism in Eukaryota, Metazoa, Chordata, Mammalia, Rodentia, Muridae.
AGAUCACCACAGUGGCUCCUCAGCAGCAGACCGAGGCCACAGAGAAAGCAAUCUCCCUGGGAUGGAGCCAUUGGCAACGACCUUGUGUCCUCUGGACUCCACACAAUCCACCAGAAAUGAAACCCUAAAUGAAACCACCUUGUUUUUGGAGUAUGUGACUGAAUACUACACUUAUACUUUAAUCUCCCUGGUCAUUUGUUCCCUGGGAAUGGCUGGAAAUGGCCUUUUGGCAUGGUUCCUGAUCUUUUGUAUCAAGAGGAAGCCAUACACCACCUACAUCCUGCAUCUCGCCAUUGCCGACUUUAUGGUCCUCCUCUGUUCAUCCAUCAUUCAGAUAGUGAAAAUGUUCCACAUCAAAGAUUUCACCCUGCUGAGCUAUACCAUCCUCUUCUUGCUCUUUGGCUACAACAUGGGCCUGCACCUCCUCACGGCCAUCAGUGUGGAGCGGUGCCUCUCCGUGCUUUACCCAAUCUGGUACCAGUGCCGACGCCCGAAGCACCAGUCCGCUGUGGCCUGUACACUUCUGUGGGCCCUCUCUGUUCUCAUGUCUGCUUUGGAAAAUGUCUUCUGCUUUCAGGAAGAGGAUCCCCAGUUCCCAGAAUGCCAGAACCUGAACAUAUUCUCCUCUGCCUUGACUUUGCUGGUCUUCGUCCCUCUCGUGGUCUUCUCUAAUUUGAUUCUCUUCAUCCAAGUCUGCUGUAACCUAAAGCCACGUCAGCCGGCUAAACUCUAUGUGAUCAUCACGGUCACCGUCAUCCUGUUUCUCGUCUUCGCAAUACCCAUGAAGGUGUUGCUUAUCAUCAGCUACUAUUCCGAUUCUGAUGAUGGUUCUAUACCAGAAGCCUUCCUCUACCUGGACCUGCUGUCCACUAUAAACUGCAGCAUCAAUCCAAUUGUCUACUUUGUGGUAGGCAGUCUGAGGAGGAAGAGGAGUAGGAAGUCCAUAAAAGAAGCGCUGCAGAAAGUCUUCGAGGAAAAGCCAGUGGUGGCCUCGAGGGAGAAUGAGGUACACUUCUCCCUGCCUUCAUGA